AUGCUGUACGUUGCGCACGCCUACGAGGCUUCGGCCGUCCUCCAGACCCUCGUGUUGCCCUCGUUCCUCCCCACGGGACCAUGCUUGGCUGUGGUCAAACACUCUACCAUUGAGUUUCUAUCCCUAACUAGUUCGAGUCAAAGCAGCUCCUCCACGGCGGGCCUUCUCGAGCCUCUGCACACCGUCACGCUUCAUGCGCGCAUUCUUGCUGCUCAGACUAUCGCAGAACCAUCCACAGGCGCACCAAAGCAGACGCUCCUCGUUCUCACCGAUCAUUAUCAGCCCAAACUCAUUCAUCUGGUACCUUCGACCAAUCCGAACAAUGGCGAGGUGGUUAUCGAGACUGCUGCCACGUUGGCGCUCGAUGAAGUAGCUCGCUCUCCUGCAGAAUCAGCUCUAGGUGUUUGGUCCGAGUCUUUCUCCUCGACCACGCCUCUCCUUGGUCAGAGGAUCGCCCUCUGUCACGUCUACAAGGGCGUUGCCAGGGUAGUGCCUCUCGCUGCUUCUGCCGGCACAUCAUCUUCGUCGCAAGCCCACGGCGAUGCAGAUGAGACCAUGCAAGAUGUCGCAAGCACGGAUGCUCCCCUUCCAACCGUCCACUUUUCGCAGUCGUUUGGCGUCCGACUGCCACAUCCCACUCUCCUGUCUUGUUCGGUGCUCAGCCCCAUCUCUCCGGCCUCCCUCCCCGCUGUCGCACUUCUCUCUCAGUCUAGCGUGCCGUCCCAGAUUCCCGGCUUCGGCGAGCAGUGCCUACCAGUGCUCUCAUUCCAUUCAGUUCAAGUCGCUAAUCAGGAUCUCUCGCCCUUGCCCUGGGGCCCACCUCGCAAACCUCCUCGCAAGGUCACCGAACAAGGCGACGCCGGCGACGACGAAGGGUUCGACGCUCAAUCCUCUUCUGCUGCUACUCAGGCCAGUCGAGCCAUCAGGCCCACCCAGAUGGGCGACAAAGCCUCGACUCGCAAAAAGCACGGUCCUGCAGCCAUGGGAGCUAAAGUGUCUGUCCAAGAUCUCCGCAAGAGGGAAGAGGAUUGGGCUAAGUCAGACCUCGCUCAAGCCCAUGUGCCCUUGCCUUUUGCCGAUGCUCUCGGUGCACACCUGAUUCAUGCCUUGCCUGCGUCGGUCGGUGGUGGCGUGCUCGUCUUUUCGGAAAACAGCAUCCUCUACGUACCCCCGCCCGUCAACCCUCCCGAGUCGACAAGCGGGAACCAAAACGCUCAAGCAGGAGUAUCCUCCACAGAUGCGUCCGACAUCAAAGGCAAGAGACGCAAAGCGAGCGAAGGUGCAGUCGUCGAGACUCGAAGGCCCUCUUCCGCUGCCUCUCAGUCACAGGCCGUGGCGACUGCAACCACCUCGGCCCCAUCUAACGAGAACGGCAAACGCAGGCGUUCGUCCGGCAACGGCUCCUCGUCUAGCGCAGCCUCGCCUUCUAAGCCGUCGGCUCCAUCCCCAUCCCGUCCCAGGCUUCUGCGCGUCGGUCUUCCGCAUCCCGUCCAAGUCGUCUCAAUUGUCGAUAUGGGCGAGACCGUAGACUCGAGCGUCUUUUCUGUCCUCUUUGCAUGCAGUUCUGGCGCUCUCAACGUGCUGCGAAUCACCAUGCCCAACAGCGCUUACGUCACACCCACCUCCCCUCUUCAGCCCAAGUCGAUGAGAGUCGAGACGUUCGGAACCACUUCUCAGCCCGCUGGUCCGCAAGCUCUUUCUUACCUAGGUGAUGGCCUCGUCUGCGUCGGCAGUGCCACAGGUGAUAGCUGUCUCUACAAGGUCCUCGAACAGAGCGCCGCAGAAAACACUCCACUGCCGCCCAACGAACAGCUCCUCACACCGCCUUCCUCACCCACACAAUCGCGGGGGAGAAGGUGUUCCCAGGGCGCGACUGUGGCUGCGUCUCUUGAGAACACUGAGCUCCCGACCGCCGGCUCACUAGCUAUUGUCGAAAAGUGGCAGAAUCUCGGUCCCGUCGUCGACUUUGUCGUCGACGAUGGCGCAGGCGGCGAUCCUACCUCUUCAUCCGGUGCGCAGGCAAGGAUCAUCACCUGCAGCGGAGCUGGUCCUUCGGGUAGCAUUCGAGAGGCUCGCAGUGGCGCUUCCGUUCAGGAUGUCUCGUCGCUGUCUAUUCCCAAUGCGCAACAAAUGUGGCCCGUCCACGCGGGCAACGCUACGUCGAAGUACUCGGUGGGUCUUCUCAUUGGAUUUGCCACCUCGACGGCUUACCUGCACUUUGAUGCAAAGGGAGACAUCGCCGACGCCACAGACCGACUUGCUGCAACUGGUACAGACUUGGCGCUGCCAACCCUUGCAGCUUCCACCAUCUGGAGCUCUGACCACAACGCGCAACUGCUUCGCAUUACUCGCUCUGAAGCUUCGCUCGUUAGCCUCAAAGAUGACGGCAUUUCCCUUCUGCACCAGUGGGUAACCCCAAAAGGGCUCGAGGUGACCGCUGCUAGUGCUAAUCCAUAUGGUCAGGCGGUCCUUGCGCUGAGCAACAUGACUCUGCUGCGCCUCUCCGUGGAAUCCGGUACACUUGUUCAGAAGAGCGAGGUCCAGCUCGAGCACGAGGUCUCGUGUGUCGACAUCAGCCCUCUGGUAGCAGACAAACCAGCGCAAUUUGUCGCGUGCGGAUUCUGGCAGACCAGGACCAUUCAGAUCUACUCGCUACCCGAGCUGACUGCCGUCGGCCAGUCCUCGGUGGUGCAACAGCGUUUUCCAGCCGUGCCACGAUCUAUCCUGCUGCAUCGGUUCGCAAGCAAGCAGACGGACGAUUACUCUGAUAAGCAUCCCAAUGCCUCGUUGAGCCAUCGCGACGCCCUCACUCCUCACCUGCUAAUUGGUCUUGGCGACGGCACUUUUGUCUCGUACAGCUUGAGCCUGCCUACAGACGACAGUUUCAGCAGCACUGUCGGUCUAUACGAUGUCAAGACCGUCUCGCUGGGCACGCAGGCUCUCAAGCUCGAUGCCCUCGAAACUGCCGCCGGUGCUCGUGUUGUAGCUGUCUCCGGCGGUCGUCCCACACUCGUCUACGCCGACUCGAAGCGCUUCUCGUACAACGCAAUCAAGUACAAGGACCAGCGCAGCGUUGCCACUCUGUACGCCGGCCCGGAACGAGUGUUUGCCGCGUUUGCCCUUUCCGACUCGGUGGAGCUGGCUUCGAUCGGUGCCUUGAAGCAGCGUGACAUCCGCACCUUUCCACUUGGUCUAAAUCAGCCUCUCGCCAUCACCCAAUGGGCCGACCGCCGAGUCAUUGCUGUCUGCACAUGGGCAUUUCUGCCUCGCGGAACUGCCUCCAAGUCCGAGGGUCCACGCGGAGCAGUGCGUAUCCUCGAUCAGACCACGUUCGAGACCUUGGAUGAAUUCCGUCUGGAACCGGACGAGCGGCCCAACUGCAUCACGGUGUUGCGGGCCCAAGGUCACGAGAUACUCGUAAUUGGAUCUGGCUUCGUCUCGGAGCAGGCAAGCGAGACGAUCCAAGGUCGUUUGGUCGGGUUCGACGUUUCCAACGGCUCGUCUCGUACCAAGGAGGAGCGCGGAAGGCUUCGCAAGCUUUUCGAACACAGCGAGACGGGCAACGUUUACAGCGUUCAGUCGAUCAACAAUCGACUUGCCGCCGCCGUCAACUCCGAGGUCAAGAUCUACAGUGUGGUGGAUCCUCGUCGGAGCGAGGUCCCAGCGCCUCGCAUCCGGGUGCGACAGCGUGGAAGCUGGGCCUGCUCUUUCAUCGCUUGCAACCUCUCGGUCAUUGAACCUGAUCGCAUCGUUGUCGGGGACGCACUCCGAUCCAUGAAUGUGCUCCACGUGCAUCCGUACACAGCCCGACUCACUGAGCUUGCCAGGGACUGCGAUCCCUUUUGGACGAGCGCCACGGACCUGCUCGACGACGAGAGCCAGACCUACAUUGGUGCCGACAUCAGCUUCAAUCUGUACACGACGCAGAGGGUUCCACUGAGCGAAGAGGUCAAGGCGCGAAUCCGUCGUGCAAGGGAGCGCGAGUCGGAGCGCGGGGUUCAGGCCCUCGACCCACGAACAAUUCGAGACCCCGACAUGAUCGACCGAUACGCCCACGUGAUGCAGCGUAACGCAGUCUGGCACUACGGCGACAUGAUCAACAAAUUUUGCAGGAGAUCGCUCGUUCCGGAUCCUGGCUCGAAUUCAGCCGUACGACCUCGACUGCUGUUCUGCACCGCUGCAGGCGCGAUCGGUGUCAUCGCCCACGUCCGAGACGAAGAAGCACACCUUCUAGCCAAAGUGGAACGGAACAUUCUGUCGCUCCUCGAAAACUCGUCCACGGCAGCUGCAGCGGGCAUAGUGGGCAACAUUGCUCACUCGGACUGGCGUACGCUCCGAACGGAUCACAGAGUUCAAGCGCCCGCAGGCUUCCUGGACGCCAACGUCUUGCAAAUGUUUGUGGAUGGCAGACUAGAUCGCGACCAGAGGGAUAAAGUGCUAGCUGGACCCCAUUCGGAAGCGGCGGCGCUUGGAGUUGAGAGGGAGGUGGUCGAGCAGCUGAUUGAAUCGCUCAGUCAAGUCUGUUGA
Sporisorium graminicola is the source of this 4527-nucleotide messenger RNA. RefSeq lists its product as uncharacterized. The record is from RefSeq and is a predicted model, not a curated record. The transcript has 2 exons. The coding region runs from base 1 to 4527 and encodes 1508 amino acids. Gene Ontology annotation, biological process: DNA repair; proteasome-mediated ubiquitin-dependent protein catabolic process. Gene Ontology annotation, molecular function: nucleic acid binding; protein binding. NCBI's taxonomy places the organism in Eukaryota, Fungi, Basidiomycota, Ustilaginomycetes, Ustilaginales, Ustilaginaceae. Gene Ontology annotation, cellular component: site of double-strand break; nucleus.